CUGUAAUGAGGUCUUCCAAAAAGCACAGUCUGCAAAAUGUCGAUCUAUUUUAUCCACAUUAUUUGCUGCACAUAUAAAAGAAGAAAUAUUAGAGAUCCAACCAAAAAAUGUGCUUCUGAUUAUUGAUCACUGCAUGGAUUACGCUAUUGAAAACAAAAAUCACAUAUUAAUUUUAGAGCUUGUAAGGUUAUACAUAUUCAGUUUUGAUUUUAAUUUGCAAAGACGUUUUGAAAAUAAGAAUAUAAAUUCUGCCGUCAUUGCCACACUCCUGCAAACAGCGAAAUGCAUGAUUUUAAGAAGAUGCCCAAGGCUUCGUCAAAAUGCAAUCAGUCUGUCGUUUUGCUAUGUAUGUAGUGAAGAAAGAACUCUUGUGAUGAUAAUGUCAUACAAUGGAAUUAUAGAAAUGAAAGAUGGAAUCCCGGAGAAAGCCAUGGGGAUUGAUCUUGUACUGUAUAACUAUACACAACCAUCUGAUGAGGCAUAUACUGUAUGUAAUUCCUUUAUGGCUUCUUCUUUCGCGAUAAACUUGCCUGUUAUUGCAGAAAAUGAAGCAAGAAAACUUUUUAAGAAGCAUUCUAACCUCACACUGAUAUCAGCAUCCCCAUUUAAAUCAAUAGGGUAUUCAAAAGGAAAGCAUAGGGUUGUCGAAAAACCAUGUAUUAGUCUAUUAUGUCUACAUAAAGGAUUUAUACCAAUUGGAGAAAGAGAGUUUCCAAAACAAAUCAAUGGGUUUGAUGUAGACGUGCAGGAGGGAUAUUGUUCUUUUGGAGGUGGUAGAUCUAUAGACUUUGGAGGACAUAUCCGUCGUGCAAGAGGAAUUAACACGCCUGGAAAUGGAAGCAUUGGGGGUUUUGUUGAUUUGCCAAAUGGUUUAUUUGGUUUAAUAACGUGUGCUCAUGUUGUAUUUUCAUCAGAUGAAUUAAUAAUACCAAAUAGUGAAAUGCUUAACUUUGUACUGGGCAAAGGGAUCGAUUUAAACGUAGAAUUUUUUGAUAAGACUCAGCAUAAUUUUCAAGUGUGUGGCACCAUUGUGAAUAAAAGUUUUCCAUCAUCAUCAGUCAACAAUUCAGUUGAUGCUGCUUUGAUCAAACUUGACCCAACUGUUAAUGAAUUUGAAUUUCCAGUUACUGAUCAACUUUAUUCAGCAGGAUUUGACCCAAACAAUCCGCCUUUGUUUACUGGCGAAGUUGUUAAUGUACCAGAUCCUGAUCCUGUUUCUAAAGUCAGCAGCAGAAUACCAGAUAAAUCAGACAGUGUCGUAAAAUACGGUAGUAAAACAAGAUUUACUAUUGGAAAUCUUUACUUUAAUGGGGCACAUAUCCGCUUUGUGGACGAUACUGGAAACUUGCCAGACAAUACUAUUGCUGUAAUGUGUAACCAAAUUGAAAUUCAGAGCCUUCCUCAUGGAACAUUUUUUGAGCCUGGUGAUUCUGGAGCCUUUGUGUUUUGUAUCAACCCUGAUAAGAAACUGAGUUGUAUAGGGAUGGCCAUAGGUUCUACAACGAAAGGAACCUGUUUUGUAACACCAAUGACUAGAAUUUUAGAUUCUUUUGGUCUUCCUCAUAUAUUAAAGCCAGGUCCUUCAAUUUCCUCUGAAAACACAUCUAGAUCGUCGGGAAAUCCUUCAAGUUCUCACUUAUCACAACAAAGUAAUGCAUCGUCCGAGCUAGGUUUAGAAGCAAUACUGCUUAAAUUACAAAUGUCAAUAACUGAUGUUCAAAAUCAGCAAAGAAACAUUCAGUCUUCAUUACAUAGUGUGCAAAUAGAAGUUGGGAAUUUAAAGACGGAAGUUGGAAAUUUGAAAACGGAAGUUCAAGCAGAAUUUGGAAACUUGAGAACAGAAGUUCAAAGGGAAGUUGGAAACUUGAGAACGGAGGUUCAAGUAGAAAAUGAAAAUUUGAGAACGCAAGUUCAAACGGAAGUUGGGGUUCUGAAAACUCAAGUUCAAGAAAUUAAGGAGGAAUAUACGACCAGGUCUUCUGUAAGCUCGCCUGACAUCAAUCAAAAUUAAAUACCUUUGUGAUCAUCCUGUACUGAAUCCUAUACUGAGUUUACAGACGUAAUCUUGGUCAACCUUUUGGAUUACUGAUGGCUGAUAAUUAUAAUUAAUAUCCUAUAAAGCAUUACUUUAGCUCUACUGGUGGACAACAAGAAAAAUUCAUGCGAUAGCUAGGUGUGUAUUACAACGCACUUUGAAAAAUCAUUAAAUUUGGGAUCCAGUAACAUGAAAUGCAUAAAUAUAAAUAUACAUUUUAUUUUCAAAGUGCGUUAAUAUAGAUCAUAUUAAAAAAUAAGCACGGCCUAGUCAUAUUCUGCUUUGUUUAAGAUAUAAUAAAGAAUGAUUGGAACCCUUUUAGAUAAUUUUUUCAUGAAGACGUGACAUAAGGAUCUGAAAUAUAGACGCUUAUAAGAAUGCAAGAAAUGUGGCAAAAUGGAAUCUAAGUUUGUAUGCUCAAUGAAAACAAUUUUCCGACACAACAUCGUUCAUUUUAAAUAUAUUUGAUACGUAUUUAAAAGUUGUUUAUUCUCAAGAAAGUGGCCUUUAUUUAACAGCUUGUUAUUUUUUAGAUAAGUAUUUAGAUGAUUAUAAAUUAAUCAUAAAUUUGAUUUUGUGAUUUGUAUUUGAUGUCGAAAAGUUUCUUUCGCCAGAGAUUAGUCAAUUGGCAAUUCUUGCUAAGAUCUUCGAUAUGAGAUGGCUCCUCAGCUUCAAUUGAUAUGGAGCGUUAUUUUUUUUUUAAGAAAAGCUUUGUUCAUUUUCCUUUUCAUUAAUUGUUAGUCAAUUUAAAUCUUAUGAGAAAAUGUGAUAACAUUUUGGAAAGAAAAAUAAAAAAGG
Molecule: messenger RNA, 2833 nt
Organism: Saccostrea cuccullata (small rock oyster)
Lineage: Eukaryota; Metazoa; Mollusca; Bivalvia; Ostreida; Ostreidae
Exons: 2
Coding region: 134-2011 (625 amino acids)
Source: RefSeq, a predicted model, not a curated record